AUGGCUGCCGUACAACAACUUCUGGCGAGCCCGUCGCCAAGCCCAGCAGCGCAACCCAGCGGCUUCAAUGCCAAUACUGCAGCAUCUGGUGUCGGGACGGAUAGUACAAGCCACAGCCCCUUCUUGCUACAUGGCCGAUCCUUACGAGGGGCUCCGGAAGAGGGCGACAGGAGAAUCGCCGUCAUCGUCUUCGGCCAUGGUCAAGAACGGGUACUUUCCCUUGUUGCCGAAGUUCUGGGCAAGCCUUUCAAGUUGAAACGCUCCUUCCAGGAUGUAAAAGACGAGGAUGAUGGAUUCGUCGUUGGCAUCCCGGCAGCAGAUGCAGCCGCAAGCAUCGCGGAUAGGGAUAGACAGCAGGUGGUGGCUGUCAACACACAUUGUGUCACCAUGGGCAUGCCUCCGCAUAAAACGUUGUCGACAUAUUGUGACUACGAGUUUCUCUACGUGGAAUCUCCCUACUUCCGCCGGUCCCUAUCGCGAUUCCUUUCCUUUACGAUGGGUCAAAUAAGCCAUCACGAAGAGCUCAUGGCGAAACCAAGAACACUGUUCAUGUCGACUACUUUUCCAGAUGUUCGUGCCGCUUUGCCCAACCUCGACAUCCUUACUGUCGGCCCUGAUGCCAUAGAGAUCAGGGUCGACCUGCUUCGCGAGCCCCUUCCAGACGGCAGAUUCUCUGACGUCCCUAGUUUGAGCUACGUCGGUGAACAGGUCAUGCUGCUGCGGGAGCGCACCGAACUACCCAUCAUCUUCACGACACGAUGUACCAACGAGAACGGCAGGUUUCCAAUGGAUGAUCCGACCCUUUAUCACAGAUACCUGUACAGAGCCAUACAGUGGGGGAUCGAGUAUAUUGACGUCGAGCUUUGGCUGCCCGAUCAUAUUCGACGAGACUUGUGGCAACGCAGAGGCAACUCACGCAUCAUGUCGGCCUUCCACGACUUUUCAGGAAACUUUAGAUGGCCAUCCCACUACGCCCAAGAGGUGUUUCGGCGAUCCUGUCUGUACGCCGACAUUGUCAAAAUGAUUGCCAUUAUCAACGACCACAACGAAAACUUCGACUUGGAAUACUUUCGUUCAAGGGUCAAGGCGGAUUAUCCUGGCGCCCCUCCGCUUUCUGCCGUCAACAUGGGAAAAACUGGCCAGUUUUCAAGAACGCAAAACAAAGUCUUUACGCCAAUCACGCACCCCCUUCUUCCCAUCAUCGCAGCACCGGGGCAGAUGAGCGCAUCGGAAAUCCACGGGGCAUUGGUCCAGCUAGGCCAACUGCCUCUGAAAAGAAUAUACGGCGUCGGCGCGUCAGUAUCGCGCAGUGCAGGUCCUCAAGCAUCCUUUUACGAAAAGUGCUUCAACGAGCUGGGAUUGCCGCACAGAUUCGGCAUCAUUGAGAGGCAGCCGAGCGACUUUGCUGGCAUGGAAGCGUGGUGCAACCAACGGGACUUUGGAGGCGCUUACCUCGACCCUGGCGUUUCGGUCCAGACUCUCUGCAAGCACAACAGGUUCUUUGCGAGUCUGAACAACGGCCGAGGCCCUACCUUGACGGAAGCCGCUCGAGCCAUUGGCAUUGCCGACACCAUUGUUGCGAAAUCAGCAUCUUCGAUGACAUGCACACCACCUUCGAUGCCAUCCAGCCCCCACGAUCGGCGGGCAUCCCAAGGUUGCGGUGACUUGUCUCCAGAUUCCUGCCUCGUAUUUGAUAAUGCUGGAUGGAGAGGUAUUAUGCACACGUUGAUUUGGGACCUGGCUCCGUCGGCGUACUUUGGCCGCUCGGCUGUCGUUUUGGCGGCUUCGUCUGACGACGCAGCGCCAGUUUUCUACGCCCUGAAGGCCUUGAAGAUUGCCAAGAUAUACACCGUCGGCUUCCGCACCCCGCCAGCACUGGCUCUCCACGCGCCAGUGAUUGAGCAGUUCAUCAGCAUGGAGAGUUUGCAACGCGCCAGAUCAGUGGCCGACGAUCAGGGCCCGUUCGUCAUCGUUUCGGCCCUCGGUCCAGACAAGGGAGCUCUCGUGAGCAUGCUGCUACGCGCCUUUGCGGCCGGAGGAAGAGAAGGGGCACCGAGUUUCAACAAGGUCUUCCUCAACCUGGCCGACGUGGCUGCUGGGAAGUCGAUCAAUCCCCACGAGACGGCCGAGAAGAGCGGGUUUGCGUCAUACGGCGCCGCGGACGUCGCUGCCUUUACCUCUGUCGAGAGCUUGAGGCUCCUCAUUGGCCAGAAUGUGCCUUAUAGCUUUGUCAGGCUGGCAAGCGGCCGACACUACCCCUUCUGA
Molecule: messenger RNA, 2265 nt
Organism: Ustilaginoidea virens
Lineage: Eukaryota; Fungi; Ascomycota; Sordariomycetes; Hypocreales; Clavicipitaceae
Exons: 1
Coding region: 1-2265 (754 amino acids)
Molecular function (GO): 3-dehydroquinate dehydratase activity
Source: RefSeq, a predicted model, not a curated record